Messenger RNA from Paramacrobiotus metropolitanus, 3645 nucleotides. RefSeq names its product atrial natriuretic peptide receptor 1-like. Gene Ontology annotation, biological process: receptor guanylyl cyclase signaling pathway; cGMP biosynthetic process; protein phosphorylation. The coding region runs from base 227 to 3343 and encodes 1038 amino acids. Gene Ontology annotation, molecular function: guanylate cyclase activity; protein kinase activity; peptide receptor activity. The record is from RefSeq and is a predicted model, not a curated record. The transcript is spliced from 23 exons. Lineage: Eukaryota; Metazoa; Tardigrada; Eutardigrada; Parachela; Macrobiotidae.
UUUCCGGUGUUUUUGGUAGAUUGAAGUACGUUACUAGCGCUGUAAUACAUUUCUCUCGGGACACGGUAAGGGUUGAUUAAACCCAUUUCUGCUGUGAAAACCAGCAGGAGACGGCAUACACACCGAAAAUCCAACUUGUUUUGCCAUUGUUUUUGUGGAAACUAUUCUGAAGAUACAUUAAGUAAAAUUAUCUGGUUCUGGACAACAAUGGAAAAUCAUUCAUACGAUGUGGCCAGUGCGAACAUACGUGUAUUUUUCACUGCUGCUUUAUAACUCCGUCGUGAAUCUGCUAGCCGCUGAUGACAAUCACGUGGUUUUUUUGUCCAUUCACUCCUAUUCAACUUUGAUACACAGUCUGGGAUAUGUUGGUCCGGCCAUCGAUAUGGGACUGCUGUACGCACGAAAUACCUACACUAAUCUGAACUUUUCCUUGGUGACCUUUAUGAAACCGUCUGUGAAGUUGUGCACAACCGUGCAAGCCGAAGCGUUACCACUGGUUGCCGAUUAUUAUUACACUCAUCAUUUGGAUUUGCUUAAUAAUAGAACCACCGUCAUUCUUGCCACAGCCUGCAGCGACGCGUUGCCAGCAUUAGGCGAUUUCGCACGAGAAAACAAUAUUCCCAUAAUUACUACCGGUGGAACAGAUUCCCACCUGGAUUCACGCGAACGCUUCCCUACACUACUGCGCCUGCUUCCGUAUUUAUCCAACGAACUGGGCGAGGUCACGGCGGCCUUGUUAGCUUAUUUUGGAUGGACGGAUGUAACCAUCAUUGGUGAUGAUGGUGCCACAGAGCUAAACACUUUCGCCAUUCUGAAUCGCGAACUGCCGCAGUACAUGUACAAUGUUAACGCCGGCAAUCUGACAUCCGUUCACUAUCUGCAUUACAAUUUUGUCAAAUAUCCUCUUUACGAUUAUUAUCUGCGUGAGGCAUCACGAUACAGUCGUGUGUUUAUUGUCAUUACGCACGGAUCACGAUUAAGGCAUAUGCUGGCUGCUGCUGAACAGAUGGGAAUGACUGCAGGGGAACAUGUUUUUAUUGCGUUUGAGCCUUUUAAGUCUCCAAGAGGUUUUGGACGAAUGACUUGGGAAUAUGGCGACGAAUUGGACAACCAAACUCGCAAAGCCUACCAAUCUCUCUUGCUGAUUUCCACGUUGGAGCCGGAAACCAAUGCUUCCCGUUCAUUGUUGAACGAAAUGAUAAACCGUUCACUGAAGGAUUAUGACCAAAUUUACGACUUGAAUGAACCUGUGAUACCGUUUGUUCGGGAGUUUUAUCAAGGAGUAAUAAUGAUUUCAAGGAUUAUCUCGGAAGCCCUUAACGAAUAUGGCACAAUAUCCGCUAUGCAUAGCGUGAAUAUGGCCCGACUGGCAUGGGAUCGAUGGUUCACUACUCCACUGGGGACAUUUCACGUUAACAGUAACGGCGAUCUGGAUAAUAAUUACGCCGUAUCCGGCUUAGUACCCGGGGGAAAUGACUUUCAGGCUGUUCUGAAAUGGGAUAAAGAGCAUCGGGAAUUCAGUCGCAUCGGUGAUCGGCAAUUCGACUGGCCCAACAAUGGCACCCCGCCAUCCAACCGACCGCCAUGCGGAUUCGAUGGAAAAGAUCCCAAAUGUUUGAAUACAGGUUUCACUGCCGCCUGGAACACAGCCGUAGAAGCACUGACUAUAAUUUUACUGCUUUUGAUCGCCGGUAUUUUGUCUACUGUAUUCGUGAUUCGAUACAAAAAGACAAGAAAACCAAUAACCGGCGAAUGGAUGAUAUCCAUGGACGAACUUACACCGGUAACUUACACGACCUUUGACAGCCUGGCUAGUUCCAAUUUCCGCGCGAGGGUGUCGCGACACACCGAUAUGUUCAAUAUGCAAAUCUUGCACAUGAUGACGUAUCGCGGCACUAUUGUGUGGGUGCGUCGGCAAGAUAACAAGGAGCACAAAGACCCAUCGCAUAUUGAUGACCUCCGGAAGCAGAUUAACCUGAGAAAGUCCCUGCGCCAUCAGAACGUGGCUGAUUUCAUCGGAGUGUGCUUUGAUCAGGCCAGCAUUCUCACUAUAUCCGAAUAUUUCCCCCGAGGAGGAAUCGAUAAACUAAUACAGGAUAGGGAUAAACCUAUAGACCCCAAUUUGCAGUUAAUGCUGCUUUAUGACUGUGCUCAGGGACUGGCAUAUAUUCACCGAUGCGCCACAUUUCAUGGCUCUUUGUCCACUGCCACAUGCAUGCUGACACCGCAUUUCAGUGUCAAGCUGACAGAUUUUGGUUUGCCGGUUUUUUAUAAAUGCCGGGUAGAGUUGGCGCUACGUCAAGGGCAAUACGAGAAAUUGUUCUGGACGGCACCGGAGUUACUACGGCACCCGAGGAGCAACCCGACUUCCGCAAGUGAUGUCUAUGCUUUCGGUAUUGUCAUGUAUGAGGUGAUGUUCUUGACGAAGCCGUAUUACGUUCCGGAUGGAGAUACUUAUCAUCCACCCAGUUUGUCAGAAAAGGAGAUCAUCAGCCGAAUCAAAUCCUCGAGCAGUCCAUACAUGCGACCGGAAAUGUCAAUCGGCAAAGUGUCUAUCGACUUGAAGGCGCUAAUAGAGGAGUGCUGGCGACAAACCCCGAUUGAGCGACCGACCAUCGACGAAGUCGUAGCCAUCUUGACCUCCAGCUUGCAAGGCAGUUGUGAGCGCUCUUAUGUGGACAAUCUCAUCUGGCGACUGCAAACAUUAGCGGCUGACUUGGAAAAUGAAGUCAACCAACGCACACAGAAUCUGCAAGCGGAAAAGGAACGAUCGGAAAAUUUGCUGAGGGGUAUUUUGCCCAGAUCCGUGGCCAACUGUCUUCUCCGCGGGGAAACAGUUCUUCCGGAAUCUUUCGAAAGUGCGACGGUAGCUUUUACGGGAAUAUGGGAAUUUGCUGCGUUAACGGCGCACUUGACACCGCUGGGAAUUGUUGCCUUGCUGAAUGACCUUUACGUCUGUAUGGACAACCUGCUACCUUUGUAUGAUGUGUACAAAGUGGAAACAAUAAAAGACACAUAUAUGCUGACCAGUGGUGUUCCGGAGCGUAAUGGACAGUACCAUGUUUUUCAAGUGGCAUCGUUAUGCUGCGCGUUUCUGGAAGCAGUACGCACCCAACAGUUUGCUGGAUGCCGAAUACGACUGCAGAUUGGGAUUCAGUGUGGUCCACUGGUUGCCGGUGUUAUAGGAAACAAAAUGUUACGCUUUUGCUUGUUUGGUGAUACGGUCAAUUGCGCAUCACGUAUGGCUUCCACUAGUGAACCUCAGAGGAUCCAGACGACAGUAAAUGUUAAAGAUGUCCUUGUGUCAGCAAAAGGAUUCAUUUUACCACCCGUGGAUCUUUAGAAAUAAAGGGGAAAGGGGUUAUGCAGACGUUUUGGCUGGAAAAAGUCAUUCCGGCACGACUAUCUCUCACGGACAGUUAGUUUAUAUUUCAAAUCAAACAUUUGUUGAAAUGCACUUUGAUGACUUCAGUUUGGAAGCGCUUAUAUAAUCCAUACAUUGCAUUUACAACGCUUAAUUAUUUUAUAUUGUGGACAAAUAGAAUAGUUUCGCACAUUUUUUUAUCGGAUGGGAAAAUUCGAUUUUAUUAUUGUAUUUAUUGGGCUGAAAGUUCAAAGAAGAAAAAACUGGGACGUACCAAACGA